Messenger RNA from Lodderomyces elongisporus, 522 nucleotides. RefSeq lists its product as uncharacterized. The record is from RefSeq and is a predicted model, not a curated record. Lineage: Eukaryota; Fungi; Ascomycota; Pichiomycetes; Serinales; Debaryomycetaceae. The transcript is spliced from 2 exons. The coding region runs from base 1 to 522 and encodes 173 amino acids. Gene Ontology annotation, cellular component: membrane.
AUGUGCACCUCAGUUGUCACUGGAGACUAUAAGGAAACCAAAAUAUGCGGCAUCAAUGUCAAACACGUCCUUAGUUCAAAACUACUCAAAAUGAUCAUUUAUGGCUCAUUGAUUGCAACACCAAUAAGUCACAACAUGUACGCAGUAAUCAACAAGAUUUUUAAAGCACCAUUGACCCCAAAACAAAAAAUUUUACAGAUCCUCACAUCCUUACUCACAGUAACACCAACACUUGCUGCAUGCUUUGUCUCGUGGAUUUCAUUGAUCAACAACUACCGACCAGGCAAAGAAUUUAACUUGAAAAACGAAUUGUAUCGUAUAUACACAAUUGUUAAAGCAGGAUUAAGAAAAGGUUAUCUUCCAGUACUCAAAUCAUCACUCGUCACGUCAUUCUUUGCACUUAUCGUGGCACAGAAGUUCGUCAAGCCAGAAUUGUGGGUGGUUUUCUUCAACCUCGUCUACUUUGUUUUAGGAACAUACCAAAAUACAAAAUUGAAAAUGCAACAAAAGAAGAAUUUGUAA